Fusarium redolens is the source of this 1923-nucleotide messenger RNA. RefSeq lists its product as uncharacterized. The coding region runs from base 1 to 1923 and encodes 640 amino acids. The transcript is spliced from 5 exons. The record is from RefSeq and is a predicted model, not a curated record. Gene Ontology annotation, biological process: regulation of DNA-templated transcription; DNA-templated transcription. Gene Ontology annotation, molecular function: DNA binding; DNA-binding transcription factor activity, RNA polymerase II-specific; zinc ion binding. NCBI's taxonomy places the organism in Eukaryota, Fungi, Ascomycota, Sordariomycetes, Hypocreales, Nectriaceae.
AUGUUCAGCCAGGGCGGUACCAGCUCCUCGGAUCAUGUCUUGCAAGGACAGGGUCAAGGUAAUAAGCGACAACGAACAGCAGCCAUGUAUCACCGCAAACGUGCCGUGACAGCUUGCCAGUCUUGCCGAUUGAGGAAGACCAAAUGCGAUAAUGUUCGUCCGAUCUGUGGUUUCUGUUCUAGGAGCGGUGCCCAGUGUGUUUAUCCUGGGUCUGGCCCUGAUAGUGAUUACUCAAGCUAUGAUCCCGCCAGUUUGUCCAUUCUAGACCGACUCAACCAUGUUGUUUCUCUGCUUGAGUCGCGGCCUUCGGCAGUACUUUUGAAUGAACCAUACUCACAUAAUCUCCCAAUUGAAUCAUAUGGUUCACCAAGAAGCCAUGUCACCGCCAGUCAGCCAUUGCGUGUUGCUCCUAUACACGCAUCGAAUGACCCAACGACACAUGUACCCGAAGAUGAUAUCCUCCAGGUCCUUGACCGCCCUGAUUUCCCUUCAAUAUCUAACAAUUGUGAAAGUAUUAUGCGUUGGCCCUUCUUCCAAGGUCUGGCACCUGAAGUUCACUCCUUUGUUCUUGAAUCAGAUAUAUAUACAGAAGCAAUACCAGGUGCUGUCAGAGGCGUCCCCGGCGGAAAAGGCGUUCAGGAAGAGGAUUUCAUCUCUCUUUCAAAACGAUUUCUGGCAUAUGCGCAUGUCAAGAACCCAAUAUUAGAUGUCAAGGAGUAUAAGAAGAAGGUCAGAGAAGCAGCUGAGAAUGGACCAAGAUGGGAUGGCGCGUCUUGCCUAAUACUAAUAUCAUGCGCAAUUGCAUGUCUAUCGGUACCCUUUCACACGGAGGCAGAUAUCAACGGCUCUCCUGCCUCAACGCGCUCAUCGACAACCACUGUUAUAGACCCAGACACCGCUGCAUCAUACUAUCUGGCGGCAAAGAAACGGCUUGGACUGCUCCAGCCAUCACUCUUAUAUAUACAGUGCCUAUUUCUUUGUGGUAUAUAUGAGAUGUACUGCCUUCGUCCACUUCAGGCCUGGUUUCACUUCAAUCGGGCUUGCGUCGAUUUACGAAACAUCCUCUGGACUCGCAGUCAGAAGAAAUCGAAUCAGACAAUCUCGCAGGAAACCCGCCGACUGGAACAACGAUUGUAUUGGUCCUGUGUGAAAACAGAAUAUGAAUUGCGGUAUGAGAUACCGUUACCACCAAGCGGUAUCACGCAGUGUGACUAUCCAGACAUGUUUCCGUCACCACCAACAGAACUGACCUCUCCAUCGGCCUAUGACCGGGGUGACACAUUGGACGACGAUAUUGUUCCUGAAGAGGAGAAGAGUUGGUUCUAUUACUUGGCAGAGAUUUCUUAUAGAAGGAUGAUGAACCGAGCGAUGGCUGUAAUGGCCCGGAGCAGAGAGCAAGGUUGGACUGAUAAUAUCAGUGAAACUAUGGAGCAUUGCAAAGAGUUCAACGAACAAAUAGAUCUUUGGUAUUCUCACAUUCCACCUCAAAUCGAUCCCAAGAACGAGGCUCACGCCAACAAUGAGCUGGCACAAUUCCUGAAAAAUCGUGAACUGUCAUGCCGAGAAUGGAUACAUCGCCCUUUUAUCUUCUACAUCCUUCAUCAAUCGCCAAACGAUGAGCACUAUGAGCAAGUUAUGCCACUCGCGCAGAAAUGUCUAGAGCUGUGCGUGGAGCAUCUUUUCCGAACUUAUGGGCAUAAUCGGCAUCAUGGGACGUGGUAUAUUGCACGUUCCUGCGUGACCAAAGCUUUGAUCUUGCUGGCUGCGGCUAAGAGUGGUCGCAUACCGCUCCCUCCAGGCUGGAAAGAGGCAUUGGAGAUUGCGCGAUGGACAGUAAAUCGGUGGUCAGGUGAAGCUCCGGACCUUGAGUGGGCUCAGAAAAUGUUAGAGGACAUUCUGAGAGAUGUUGAAAAGCAUAUGUAA